This is a messenger RNA of Phyllostomus discolor (pale spear-nosed bat), 1507 nucleotides long. RefSeq names its product glutaredoxin 3 (gene GLRX3). The coding region runs from base 1 to 1311 and encodes 436 amino acids. The record is from RefSeq and is a predicted model, not a curated record. Lineage: Eukaryota; Metazoa; Chordata; Mammalia; Chiroptera; Phyllostomidae. The transcript is spliced from 12 exons.
AUGUGGUUUGAAGACCCCCGACAGGAGUCGCCCUCUCCCCAAAGCAGAUCAGAGCGGCUUGCCUGGAGUGGCCCCCUGGUGAAGGCGGACACUCGGGACAUGGACCAGAGGACUGGGCCUGGGGGCGCGGGGCAUGAGAAGAAGGGGGCAGGACCGAACAGGAGGGAGAGUCAACAUCAGGGCGUGCCACGGGAGCAAGGAAAGGCCCGGGCCCAGGCCGUGCUGCUCUGCGGUCACGACCCGGGCAGGGGCGGGGCUCUCUCGCGCAGCCGCCGUUGGCCCCGCCCCGCCUGCGCUCGAUUGCUCCUGUCUGGAGGCGGCAGCAUGGCGGCCGUGGAGGUGCUGGAGGUCGGCUCAGCCCCGCAGUUUGAGGAGCUGCUGCGCCUCAGAGCCAAGUCCCUGGUCGUGGUCCACUUCUGGGCGCCGUGGGCCCCGCAGUGCGCUCAGAUGAACGGCGUGAUGGUGGAGCUGGCCAGGGAGCACCCGCAGGUCUCCUUCCUGAAGCUGGAGGCCGAAGCCGUCCCUGAAGUGUCUGAAAAAUAUGAAAUUAGUUCCGUUCCCACCUUCCUGUUCUUCAAGAAUUCCCAGAAAGUCGACCGGCUAGACGGCGCGCACGCCCCGGAGCUGACCAGGAAGGUCGAGAGGCACGCCUCGGCGGGCUCCCUCCCGGCCGGGGGCAGCGAGCGCCCCAAAGAAGACCUGGAGGUCCGCCUGAAGAAGCUGACCCACGCUGCCCCCUGCAUGCUGUUCAUGAAGGGGACGCCGCAGGAGCCUCGCUGUGGCUUCAGCAAGCAGAUGGUGCAGAUCCUCAACACCCACCACAUCCAGUUCAGCAGCUUCGACGUCUUCUCGGACGAAGAGGUCCGCCAGGGCCUCAAAACCUUCUCCAACUGGCCCACCUACCCCCAGCUCUAUGUCUCCGGCGAGCUCGUGGGAGGCCUGGACAUCGUGAAGGAGCUGGAAGCCUCGGGGGAACUGGAUGCCGUCUGCCCCAAAGCCCCCAAGCUGGAGGAGAGGCUCGCCGCCCUGACGCGGAAAGCUCCCGUGAUGCUGUUCAUGAAGGGGAGCCGGCAGGAAGCGAAGUGCGGGUUCAGCAAACAGAUCCUGGAGAUACUGAACGGCACCGGGGUCGACUACGAGACGUUCGACAUCCUGGAGGAUGAGGAGGUCCGCCAGGGGCUGAAGGCGUUCUCCAACUGGCCCACGUACCCGCAGCUCUACGUGCGGGGCGAGCUCGUCGGGGGCCUGGACAUCGUCAAGGAGCUGAAAGAAAAUGGCGAGUUGCUGUCCACGCUGAAAGGAGAAAAUUGACGACCGUCCCACGCGGCCUGAGCGCGGGAAGUGCCUCCAGACAGCUGAGCGGCGGCGGCCCGGCCUCCCGGACGUGAGGGGCGGGGCUUCUCCCGGCCCCGCCCCGCCCCGUGCGCUCCGCGGGCUGUGCUAAAUGUUACACUUACGUUACUUUUUUCCACCAAAAAUAGAAUGCAAUAAACAUCCUGGGAUCCAC